Messenger RNA from Gongylonema pulchrum, 423 nucleotides. The record is from the annotation of a GenBank genome assembly. NCBI's taxonomy places the organism in Eukaryota, Metazoa, Nematoda, Chromadorea, Rhabditida, Gongylonematidae.
ACAGUAUCGAAAACAAUCAGUACUUUGCUACGCCUGAGCGGGACAGAUGCGCUGAUACACUGGAUCUGUACUCGAUUGUUGCUUCUUCCUCCUUCCGGACAGGCUCAUUGUUUACCGGCUUACUGUGCUGUUCUUUCUACAGCCAGACCGCCACCUCUUGUUGAGGCUCACAUUCUGAUUGCGCUAGCACGAGCGAUCGUAUCGGAGCGGUGUGCUGUUGUACUGGAGCAUAUGCCAUUCAUGUCCAGGGACUACCUCACUAUCCUGGCACGGCCAGCCCUCAAUUCACUUACGCAGCUUAUCAAGCAGUCCAAUUUCUCGCCAAGAAGUGUACAGGUUAAGUGUAUUAACUCACCUUUUACCCAUUUGUUUAAUCUGAUUGAAUGCGCUACAGCGCUGACAAGCAAUACGUUUGACUGUUAA